GCAGAGCAGAAGCGCGGCCGGACGGAGUAGCGCGUAGUCGCUGCGAGAGAGAGAGAGAGAAAGAGAGAAAGAGAGAGAGAGAGAGCACGAUGAUAUCGUGACGAAGGGCCCCCGUAACUCCUUCGCGGAGUCGUUUUUUUUUAACCGUCGUCUUACUCACUCGCGCGUUUUUUGUUUGUUUCUCACGCGGGCCGAUAAGCUCCGGUUCGAACGAGCCAUUUUCCCCGCGACGACCGGCGUCGUCGAUCGGUAAGAGAUUAUACGUUGAACAGUGGUGCGAGAGAUCCAAGUACGCAACUGCAGAGAUCGGAGAAUGUCGAAGAAGCAAUGGCUGGUGCUGUUGAUGCUCUUCCUCGUCUACCUGCUGCUCGGCGCCUCGAUCUUCUACCACAUUGAGAGCCGGCUCGAGAUCGAGAAGGUGCGCAUCGCCAAGGAGGAGCGCCUCGAGAUCAACGAUCUCCUGAGUAAACACUACUCCCCCAGCGGAGGUCACGACCAGCAUGAGAUUUUAGACCGAAUAACGAAAUACUGCGGCAAAUCCGUCCACAACUACACGGAGGGAGAGACGGACCCUUUGAAAUGGGACUUCUACAACAGCUUCUACUUCGCCUACACGGUGGUCAGCACUAUAGGUUACGGCAACCUGGCGCCGACGAACGAGCUCGGCCGCCUGCUGAUGAUCUUCUACGCCCUGAUCGGUAUCCCGAUCAACGGUAUCCUCCUGGCCCAGCUCGGCGAGUUCUUCGGCCAGGUCUUCGUGACGGCGGUUCGAAAGUACAAGUCCUACAAGAAGAACCAGAACGACUACUCGAAGAAGUCCCUUGGCUCGCUGGAGAAGCGCCGAGCAGGACUGGCCAUGCAGAUAUUCAUGUACCUGAUACCCGGCUUCGUCAUGUUCAUCUUCUUCCCGGCCUUUUUAUUUUCACACUACGAGGGCUGGACCUACGACGAGGCCGUCUACUACGCAUUCGUCACCCUCACGACCAUAGGCUUCGGCGAUUACGUAGCAGGUCAGGACAACACGAAAGGUAGCGGAGUAUGGUUCGGUCUCUACAAGACCUUCCUCAUCUGUUGGAUCUCGUUCGGCUUGGGUUACAUCGUCAUGAUCAUGACGUUCAUUGGCAGAGGCAUGACGAGCAAGAAGAUCGCGAGGCUCGAGCACAAGCUCGCCGUCAAGCUCAAGCACACGCAGAGCAAGAUCUGGCAGGAGUUUAACGAGGAUGUCAAUUACCUCCGGAGGGUAUUCAACGAGCUUCAGCUUUCCAAAGUGAAGAGGGUCUACGUGGACGAGUACGACUACGACACGCCACCGCCUCAGUUCCCUCGAAGCAGCAGCUUCCCGAAUCUCCGAGAAUUGGUCUACGGAGGCCUGGAACCACCGACGCCCCCUCACCCAAGACGUCGAGCCAACAGCGAGGUCGUCCCAAUGGAGGCUCAAGUGGCGCGAGUCGUCUCGGAGACGGACCUGCAGCGCAUCGACAAGCACGCGACCUUCGCCAGUCACGCGAUGGUCCAGCCUGCCGAGCUUCUCGCCCGCCUGGUUAACGUCCUGGGCUACAUACCGCCUCCCGACGACGACGAGAUGGCGCCCAACACCGUUGACAACACCUGCAACGGUGGCGUGCAAGGCUUCAGCGAGAAGGAGAUCUUGGCCAGUGAGGCUACGCCUUGGAGUCCCGAACCGAACACCAAGUGGAAGCUCGGCGGCGACGACAUCAAGCCCUGCCGAUCUCGAGCGACGAGCGAGGUCCGUCUGGACCGACCAGAGAUGUUCCUCCAGCCAAACGCCUGCGAAUGGACGUGGUCCGGUCCCUCGGCCAGCAGCAAGAUCCAGGAGAUCAUGCGAGCGAGGAAGAGCGCUCCGCCAGAGGCCAAGGAAGCCGCGACAAAGUCCCGAUUCCUCUCCCUGGGACUUGGACUUCCGAAGCCCGGUCUGUCGAAGAAUCUGCUGCCCAGGUGGAUGAGACAGCUGAACGGCAAGAAGCCGUCGGUCGAUCAUUCCAUGUCGGUGAACGACGUCGAGGCCAGCGGAAUGGACAUCGAGAGCGCCUCGCAGCCCCAGACACCUGGUGGUCGCAACACGAUAACCGGUGCCGCUCCGGAGCGUCGCAACUCCUACUCCCGGCCCUACUUCACGCACACGGGUGGCGAACUCGCGGGCAGUAACCUCCUGGAGGAGACGUCCCUCGCGGACUUCCUGCGCGCCCUCACGGCCCUGCACAGUCGAGUCGGUGCUGUCCCGGACGAGUUCAGCGCGACGGUGGGUCGCAAGUCCGGACCUCAGCGCAAGCUCGGUACCGCCUCGCUGACGCCACCCAAGCUGCCCAGUCUGCUGACGCUGUUCUCGCCGCCGGCGGGACACAGCCAGAGCCAGCAGAACACCAUCACGGCGGCUCAAGCGCCGUACAAUCCCGGGGCCAGGAGGUUCUCGCUGAGGACGGCCGAGAGCAGUGGCACCUCGACGCCGAUGUACCAGAGGAGGGCGACGCAGGCCGCGCAGGCGAUUCCCAGGCCCGGCAGGAGGUUCUCGCUGAGACCGGUCGCCACGCCGCUGGGAACGCCGCCCCAGUACAACUCGUACAGCUCGAAUCCAAACCAAGUGGACGACCGGCCAAGCCCACCGCCCUACUCCAUGGAGCCCUUCGUCAUGGACUGCCCCAAGAAACCCCUGGUCCAAAUGGAGGGCGCGCCAGGAGUCUCGUCCCCGGUCGCCGCACCAGCGCCGAUUACCGGUCACCGUCGAUUCUCCCUGCGACCGGCACAGAUCGGCGUACCACCCGCGCCGUCGUCUUCCUCCGUGGCGGCCUCCGGUGCCGUCGCGGCAGCCAUCUCCAAGGCCGCGGUCAGCCAGCCGGCCAAGGCCAUACCCAGGUGGAAGGCUGGUUUGCUUCAGAGGCAGAUCAGCCAGAAGAACAUGCAGCGCAGGGUCAGAGCGUUCAGUCUCAGCGACGUGCACUCCGAAGAGUCUGAUCGGUCGAUCGGAAUAAGUCCACUGGCCUUACACGACAACGCGCGCACCAUCACCUCGGUGCAGGGCCAGAAGCUCACCGCCCCGAAGACGGUGACGAUAGUCUCCCCGGACCUCUCUCGAACCAAAUCCGAGUUUCAGCGGCAAUCGGCGGACGACUCCGGCACCAAUCCUUUCGCUUCGCGGACCUUCAGGCGCUACAACAGCGACAUCGAGUCGGUGUCCUCCAGGAGUUCGAGCCACUCCUCGAAAUCGCUGGACAAGGACGCACCGGGCGCCAAGGACUCGAGCAGCAGCAGCAGCAGCAGCAACAGUAGGAAGAGCUCCGACGAGAGCAUAAGCGCGAAGAAGCAUAAGCAGCCGCUGACGACGUGGAAGGUGACGAGCUACGAUGACUACAAGUGGGAUUUCCCACCUACCGAAGGAUUCGAAGAACCCAAGAAGGAAGAACCGCCAGCUCCCGUGACUCCCAACGACGACAUCCUGGCUGCCAUAGUCAAGGAGUCGGACAUCGUCACCAGGAGACUAUCCGCCGAGAGCAACAGCAGCAAAGUCGCAGCCGAAGCGGCGAGGAAGGCUUCGACCACGAGCAGACGCUCCCUCAGGGACGACGAGCUCCAGGCGUCGGCCAGCAGGAAGCCGUCGAUAGUGUCGAUCGAGCCCUGGGCCGAGGCUCAGAGAAGAAAGAGCUCGACCUCGAGGUCGCUGGUCGAAGUACGGGUGGACAAACCGGAAGCACAGCCGGAGGUCAGGAUAGACGUGCCUGACGACAAGACAUUCGAUAGCAAUACUCGACAUUCCAGCGUAGACAGGAAGUAGAUUUUUAUGUAGAUAAGAGUCGACACAAUUUUUACAUUCGAGUAUUCUUCGCUUUUGGAACAUUUUUUCCCGGUGUUUUGGAAGAAUUUUUAGGUCUCGUGAUAGGGACCUAUACGCAUGAUGUACGGUGUGAAAGUUUUUUUUUUCCGAGUCGUCUGCAGUUAUCGCGAGCGAGUACACGUGGAACUGUUGAUAUUAUAUUAUAGUCGUAACUGAUGUGAUACUGUCAGUUGAACCAAUUACGUACGAUACAUAUAAGUAGAGACAUUUGUAUACAUUAUUAGCAAUAUACAACAUAGUAUUACUCGAGGAAACGAGGAAAACGAAACUGCAGGAAGCCUAGUGACCAAUGCGAGCUAAUACAAAACUCUUAGUAAGUAGGUACGACGAUCGCUGUGAAACAUAGCAAACACUUUUUUUAUAUUUACAAGAAAAUAAUGCAGACAUACGUUAUAGCAUGUAUAAUUAUAAGGUCCACGAUUCCGUCCCGGCAGACCGCGAGUGCGUGCGUUUUCCCUCGAGCAAUGUCUUCUCUAUAUACUUCUUUUUUUUUAAUGAGCUUACGAGUGGGGAGAUUCCCAUUUCUUGUUUAGACGUUCAAGUGACCACUUGUCGCGAGAGACAAACUGACAGAGCCGCGGACGGAUGACACUUCCAAACGUACACUGAAUAACGAUACUGUGAUAGCACUGCGAGCCUUAGUUACUAUAAGCGGUACUCGACGAGUACGAGUUUAGUAUUUCAUUUAUUUUUCAAGUUAUUAUUAGCUAAGGUUUAGGGUGGCUAUUCAAUUGUAAGACAAUUGGUUUGUUUUUUUGAAAAACUUUAUUUGCUUUGCAUGAUUUCGUUCGAUGUUGUAUAUUUUAAACAUAUAGUCAUAUCAUCAAAAGUAUUUAACAUCGAAAACCAAAAGUUCGAAUAGUGUUUCUUACGAGUUAGCUAAUAUCAGAUUGAAUAGUCACCGUGAAAGUACAAUUCGACGUGUAUUUUGUGAGUUAUAACACGACUACACUUGACGAAAUGAGCCUUUAAUGUGUAAAUUAUGAAAUGUAAGAAUUUGAUACGCAUAUUGUGAACAUUUUAUGCAAUAAAUUAAAUUAUAUAUACGUA
Molecule: messenger RNA, 4897 nt
Organism: Nasonia vitripennis (jewel wasp)
Lineage: Eukaryota; Metazoa; Arthropoda; Insecta; Hymenoptera; Pteromalidae
Gene: Ork1
Product: open rectifier potassium channel protein 1
Exons: 10
Coding region: 314-3787 (1157 amino acids)
Biological process (GO): stabilization of membrane potential; potassium ion transmembrane transport
Cellular component (GO): membrane
Molecular function (GO): potassium ion leak channel activity
Source: RefSeq, a predicted model, not a curated record